UGAUACAUACACAGUAAGAAAAGUGAUUUAAUUAUUAUUUUAUUUCAUUUAUUGUUAUUAUUAUAUGUUUAUUUAUUCCAUUUAUCUAUUUAUUUCUUUUUGAUAUGGCAUACCAUGGAUAACAGUACUAAUAUACUGCUAUUGUAAAACACAUGUAUGGGUAAUAUGGGGCGGGGGCCUUGAAUCCCUGAAUAAACUUGUUUCUUUCUACAUACAGUAAUUAUGUUUCAAUGGCUCUUUUACAAAAAUUCUGCUGCAGGCACUUUAUGAAAUACAACAAGUGUGUCACUUAGUGUGUCCAGGAUGAAUGACUUAUUUGAAAGCCAAGAAUUUUUCCUUCAGGCAAUGGUUCACUCUUCACAUGCCACAUCUACAUAAAGGGAAGUCAAAGUUGUCCUAUUUUGUUGCAUGACUUAAAUCAUCAAACCAUAAAAAAAAUUACCUGUUGGCUAAAGUGUACUGUACUUAAAUGUGCUCAGACAAGUUCUAAAAAUGAACUUCCUUUGACCCCAGAAUGUGUCAACAGAUCAAUCUGCCAGAUAUGAGUAUGUCCCAGGAACAGAGGACUGAGCCUGUACAACUGUCUUCUGAUGGUGUGGGACAUCUCACAUGUGUUCAAGAUAUUUAAAUCCAAGAUCACACAGCUAUUUUGGCCAUCUGAAUUUUUAUACAUAUUAGACCUAAAACGAUAGCAGCACAGCCUGUCUGAACACACCUUGACAAGGGAGUCCUAAAAUGGAGCCAUGUGGACAGAUGAUAGUCUUCCUAUUUUCUUUCUACUUGUGCCAAUAUACAGAAAGUGCUACAUUUCUAGGCAUAGUGUUCCCAGUGAAAGGGCAGCUGAUAGAGCUCCAGACACUGAUUCUGGGACUGGUGGAUAGAGGGCACCAGGGGUAUCUGGCUGUGGGAGAACACGCCCUCCCGUAUCUCCCCACCACCCUGACUAAUAAUGAACAUGUUCCUCUGUUAACUUUCAAAACAAGGUCGGCCGACUUCAUGCUGUUUGAGGAUAAGGAGGAGCAGAGAAAUGGACUGCUGGCCUUUUUUGACGAUCCUUAUGAAAGAAUAUUUCCAUUUAAAGCAAUAGCUUUUAGGAAUAAGGUCAAGAAACUGAUGACUACGGAGUACACUGAAGAUAUGCUAAAAGAUGACAUAUUUAAUAACAGAAUCAAGGAGCUGGGGAUAGACAUGGCAGUGCUGCACAACGCUUUUGGCUUCUUCCCCACCUCAUAUUUACUGCCAUACAAACAUAGCAUUCCAUAUAUCACUUCUUCAUUCAUACCACAUCCUCUGUCAGGGAUUUCCCUUCUUCCAUCCUUCAUUCCACAUCCAUUUAACACCGGAGCUUACACUGAUAAAAUGACUUUCUCACAGAGGAUGGGAAACUUCUUGAUGUACAAACUAUUUGCAGUCCUACUGAAGCCAGGUGAGUAUCCUGAAAAUUUGUUCAUAGAUUAUUUGCCAGGACUGCCCAAGAAAACUUUUCCAGAGCUGAUAUCUGCUUCAGAGUUGUUUAUAGUCACUGGGAAGCACCCUGCCAUAGAUUACCCUCAACCAACGAUGCCCAACACGAUCUUUGCAGGAGGAAUGAACACCCAGCCUGGGAAACCACUCUCUCCUGAACUACAAAAGUUCAUGGAUGCUCAUAAAAAUGGCGUUAUAGUGGUCAGUUUUGGUUCCUGGACAAACUACUUUCCAGAGCACAUUACCACAAAAUUCCUGGCUGCUUUUGAACAACUGGACUACGGAGUUAUAUGGAGGUUCACCGGCCCCAAACCAUCAGGUAUUCCUGAGCCUAUCAAGCUGUCAUUAUGGCUGCCACAGAAUGAUCUCCUGGCUCAUCCCAACACAAAACUGUUCAUAAGCCACUGUGGGAAUGGAGGAACAUUUGAAGCACUGUACCAUGGGAUUCCAGUACUGGGGUUCCCACUUUUUGCAGACCAGGUUUACAACAGUAACAAAUUUCAACACAGGGGGCUGUCACUAACAAUGGACAUCACAGAAUUCUCCACCGAGGCACUUGUGGACAAUAUCAAUAAAAUGAUUCAUAACUCCUCAUUUUAUGACACAGCUAAGAAACUAUCUGUCAUCUAUCAUGACCAGCAAUGGACGGCACAGCAGCAAGCAGCCCACUGGAUAGAACAUGUCCUUAAACAUGGCGGCUCGUACUUGCGAUCUCCGUCAGCUGCCAUGCCAUGGUACCAGUAUUACCUGGUGGAUGUCAUUCUAUUUCUUCUGACUGUUAUUGUGUGUACAGUACUGCUGUGUAUUGUAUGUUGUAAAUGUAUUUGUAGAAAUUGCUGUGAAAGCAAAGCUAUUGCGCCCAGUGAGAGAAAGGUUAAAUAGAUGCAUGAAGAAGACAAAAACACACAAGUGGGUUUGAAAGGCUCACUUUUACAUAUAUAUAAUGUUGGAAAGACCAAAAAGAUAAUCCAGGAAUAAUAAAAUGUGUACAUAAUCAAUGGGAAGUAGCCUCUUUAACUAUUUACUUAGAUGAACACAUAUUUCAUUGUCUUUUCCUUCCGUAACUUGUGUAAUUUUAAUCUAUAAGCAACAAUAUAUUAACUGUUAUCUGUAUUCUGUUUCUUUUUGGAACACUUCAGAAUGUUAUUCUUUCAUUCACUAAUAAAUCACGUAUCAUAAAUGCAGAUUGGUUUUAACCUAAAACAUUUGAAUAGAAGGGAAAUGCUAUGUAAUAAUUUAACAUACAUGUAGGUCUCCCUGUGAAAAAAUUCCUAAGGCAUUCACAUUAUUUUAGAGGCAUGUGUUAAAUAUUUAUAAGAUUGUACCAUAGAGAGCCAGUACAUAUAGAUAAACAUGCAUUUAAUGCUCAAAGUAAAAAAUUACUACCCUGGCCACUGUGUGCUUAGUACAGAUUAAGAGAAGGAAAACUACAGGCAGGCUGGGUUUAUAAUAUUCCUCAUGAUAUAUAUAACCUAAAUAACAUGCUUUGAUAUAGACAUGUAUAGUGUAACAAAACAAUACACCAAUAAGAAAAUAAAAUGAGAGACAAAGAGGAAGGCAGAAUACAUAAAUAUGAAUAACACAAACAUUAUUAUCCAAGAUGAGCAUUUCUCAUCAAUAAUUUUCCCUUUUUAUUUAGAACUGUGACUGAA
Messenger RNA from Lingula anatina, 3116 nucleotides. RefSeq names its product UDP-glucuronosyltransferase 2C1-like. NCBI's taxonomy places the organism in Eukaryota, Metazoa, Brachiopoda, Lingulata, Lingulida, Lingulidae. The record is from RefSeq and is a predicted model, not a curated record. Gene Ontology annotation, molecular function: UDP-glycosyltransferase activity.